AUGCUUGCUGGAACAGGCUGGGGUGCCGAUGCUAAGACAUUACGGGUAGCAGCAUUAAGCCUAGUUUAUAGUACAGCAGAGUAUGGGUCCCAAGUUUGGUGUAAUAGCACACAUGUACGCAAAAUAGACACGCAACUCAAUAGCGUAAUGAGAGUAAUAAGCGGGCCAGUUAAAUCUACACCACUGCAAUGGCUACCGGCACUGGCGAAUAUUAAACCACCACACAUUCGUAGGAAAGAUGCACUUGUAAAAACCAUUAAGAAAUCUGUAGAUUACAAGAAUUCACUUUUAUACCAGAUGAUGUUUCAAACACCCAAUCAACGAUUAAAUCCAGGAGCCCACCUGUUGUGUACGCCAGAACACUGA
Messenger RNA from Cinara cedri, 366 nucleotides. NCBI's taxonomy places the organism in Eukaryota, Metazoa, Arthropoda, Insecta, Hemiptera, Aphididae. The record is from the annotation of a GenBank genome assembly.